UGCAGAUCUUACACAGAGCCGUCACCGUCACCCAAGGAAAAAAUGAGCACAGUUGUAACAAAAAUCAUAACCAGGAUUUCAAGCUACAUGAAGGGUUAUCCACAGGACAGAUUACACCAUGCCAUCAAGAGCAUAGAAAAUGUUUAUUACUUUGACAAGAGUACACGGGAGUCACAUGACCGUAUGAUGCAGGAGCCUCUCAACACUAAUGAUCCAGAAGUAUUUAACAUCAUUCAGAAGGAGAAGAGGAGACAGACAUAUAGUUUAUCACUUAUUGCAUCUGAGAACUUUACCAGUCGUGCUGUUUCAGAGGUCCUGAGCUCGUGCAUAAGCAACAAAUUUAUUCAACAAAGCUUUCGAUACUCUGGUGACGAAGACAGUGUGGAUGAACUGGAGCAUCUCUGUCAGCAAAGAGCAUUGAAGGUUUAUAGACUUGAUCCAGAAAAAUGGGGUGUAAAUGUGCAGCCUUAUUCUGGAUCAUUUGCCAACUUUGCUGUGUACACAUCAGUAGUGGAGCCUGAUGGGAGGAUCAUGGGUCUUGAUCCCUGUGAUGGUGGCCACCAGAGCCAUGGAUUUAUAAUGGACAAAGAGAAAUUCUCUGCCACCUCUAUUUUCUUUAAAUCAAUGUCAUACAAGGUCAACCAAGAGACUGGUUACAUUGAUUACGACCAACUAGAGGAAAAAGCUCGUUUAUUCAAGCCAAAACUAAUCAUUGCAGGUACCACCUCCUACUCGCGUAACCUGGAUUAUAGUCGUCUGCGCAAUAUAGCAGAUGAGAAUGGGGCUUACCUGCUAGGUGACAUGGCACACAUUAGUGGACUUGUUGCAGCUGGAUUGGUUCCAUCCCCCUUUGAUUACUGUGAUAUUGUUUCGACCUCCACCUAUAAGACCCUGAGAGGCUGCAGAGCUGGGGCCAUAUUUUACAGGAAAGGUGUACACAGUGCGGAUGCAAAAACAGGAAAGGAAACUCUUUACAACCUGGAGAGUUUGAUCUGUGAAGCUGUGUUUCCCAGGCUGCAGGGAGGACGUCACAACCAUUCCAUUGCAGGACUGGCUGUAGCAUUGAAGCAGGCAAUGACUCCAGAAUUCAAGGCUUACCAGGUACAAAUGCUGGCAAAUUGCAGGACUUUAGCAUCUUCUUUAAUAGAAAAGGGCUACAAAAUUGUCACAGGUGGUACAGAUACUCACCUUUUCUUGCUAGACCUUCGUCCGAAUGGAAUUGAUGGAGUGAGGGCAGUGAAGGUGCUACAGGACUGCGCUAUUGGCUGUAACAAGAGCCCUUGCCCAGGUGACAGUGCAUUGCACCCCUUUGGCCUCCGUUUAGGCACACCAGCCCUCACAUCACGAGGUUUAGUGGAGGAAGAUUUCUGCCAAGUUGUAGAAUUACUUCACAGAGGCAUUCAGUUGGCUGUGGAGAUCCAGAUGAACAUGAACCCCAAAUCCAGUUUCAAGGAGUUCAAGGAAACUCUUGCUCAGGAUAAAAACUAUCAAAACAGAGUACGAGAAAUCCGAGAUGAGGUUGAGGCUUUUGCAGGAAAAUUCCCCAUGCCUGGAAUGCCUGAGCUAUGAGCCUAAUCCUCAUUCUCUGUUCCUGUAUCUGAGCCUUACCUUUGCUCAGAGCUGUGAAAAACCCACACAUUUUAUAGUGUGAUUUUAUACAGUUCAUGAUGCUGGUGGGAAAUUUUAGUGACCUUUUGAUAUUUGGAGAAUAUAGAAUGUUCAACCCGGUAUCAUCUGGCAGAAGGUACCAGAGCAUCUGUGCCACCACCACCAGACUCAGCAACAGUUUAUUACUAUUUAUUACAAAAGUAUUAUAGUUUAUUACAGUAUUAUUAUAAACAACUGUAUUUAUUUUCCUGCACUCGUCUCACACUGAAUUUACACUUAAUGUAGUUUUGUGUACUGUAGUUUUGUGUACGUAAUGUUGCACCAUGGUCCUGAAAAAUGGCAUUUCAUUCCAAUGUAUACAAGCUAUAUAGAGAAAUGACAAUAAAA
Messenger RNA from Pangasianodon hypophthalmus (striped catfish), 1995 nucleotides. RefSeq names its product serine hydroxymethyltransferase, cytosolic-like. Gene Ontology annotation, cellular component: cytosol; cytoplasm; nucleus. Gene Ontology annotation, molecular function: mRNA 5'-UTR binding; pyridoxal phosphate binding; cobalt ion binding. NCBI's taxonomy places the organism in Eukaryota, Metazoa, Chordata, Actinopteri, Siluriformes, Pangasiidae. The record is from RefSeq and is a predicted model, not a curated record. Bases 43 to 1569 code for a protein of 508 amino acids. Gene Ontology annotation, biological process: folic acid metabolic process; tetrahydrofolate interconversion; protein homotetramerization. The transcript is spliced from 13 exons.